Messenger RNA from Camellia sinensis, 1689 nucleotides. NCBI's taxonomy places the organism in Eukaryota, Viridiplantae, Streptophyta, Magnoliopsida, Ericales, Theaceae. The record is from RefSeq and is a predicted model, not a curated record.
CUCUUCUCCUACAUCCAUUUUCAUCACCUGUUUCACUUCCUUCCAAUGGCAAACCACCAUAACAACACUUCCUUCUUUCUUGAUAAGAAGGAUUUUGUUCUCAUCAAACCCUCAAAACCCACACCAUCCCACAUUCUUUCUCUCUCUGCUCUUGACAGCAAUCCCAACCUUGACCUUCUCUGUCAAACCCUCUAUGUCUACAACUCCAAUGGCAAAGAUCACAACGACCCGGCUUGUGUGAUCAAAGAAGCCCUUUCUAGGGUUUUGGUUCACUACUAUCCCUUAGCCGGGAAGCUCAAGAGGCACAAUGAUGGAAUCUAUCGAAUUGACUGUAACGCCGAUGGUGUGCCUUUUUUGGAGGCAGCUGCCACGUGUCCGCUUUCUUCCCUUCGUCAUUUCAAUGGGGUUGAUGUUGAAACUACCUUACAGUUUGUUACUGACGUUCCAACCAAGCGCGAUGGUUGUCACCACCCUCUGGUUCUACAAGUGACUAAGUUUUCUUGUGGGGGUUUCACGAUUGGACUGGGCCUGUCGCACUCUGUCUGCGAUGGGUUUGGUGCAUCUCAGUUCUUCAGAGCCAUGGCUGAGCUGGCUAGUGGAAAGACCGAGCCUUUGGUGAAACCAGUGUGGGAGAGGGAAAGACUUGCCGGAGUGCCUAGCAAUGUUUUGGAUCAAAUUCAAAGCCUAGUUCCUGAACACAAGGCCUCAUUAGCUACUUCACCGUAUCUGCCAACGACAGAUGUGGUUCAUGAAUGCUUCGACGUGAAAGCUGAGUGCAUAACCAAACUCAAAAUGGGUUUGAUGAAGGAAAAUGAAAGCAUAACCAAACUCUUAAUGGGUUUGAUGAAUGAAACUAAUGAGAAUGGAGUUUUAAAUGAGAGUUUCACCACGACUGAAGCUCUCGCGGCCUAUAUUUGGAGAUCCAGGUUUAGAUCAUUGAAACUAAACCCAGAUGGGAACACCGUCUUAAGUUUGGCUGGAGGGAUCAGACAACUUUUGAAUCCACCAUUGCCUUCUGGGUAUUAUGGCAAUGCUUUUGUGCCUACGGAUGUAGAAUUGAUCGGAAAGGAUUUGAAUGAAGGACCACUCUCCAAGGUCGUAAAACUAAUCAAAAAGAGCAAGAAAAUGGCUUCCAAGAUCGAGUACAUUAAGAAUGCGAUGAGUAUCUUUGAAACAAUUGUCAAGCAACAACAUGUGAAAAUGGAGAGCAAUGGUGCAACCAUGGUGUUGACAGACUGGAGGCAACUGAGCUUGUUGGGAGAAGUGGACUUUGGAUGGAAGGCGUCGGUGAAUUUGACACCGCUUCCAUGGAAGAUGUUUGGUUUUGUGGAUUUAUGCAUUUUCAUGCCUCCUUGCAGCUUGGAUUCUUCCAUGAAAGGUGGUGUUAGGGUUCGUAUUUCUCUUCCUAGAGCUGCCAUGGCCAAGUUCAAGGAAGAAAUGAGUGCUCUUGAACAUGGAGAUUACAAUGGCCUCAUCUUCUGAUUCACCUCUCUUCUUUUUUUGCCCCUCAUUUUGAUGUAUUGUGUGAUCUUUUUAAGUACCUUUUAGUUCCUAGUUUACUUCGCUUAAACCAAUCUCUUGUAAUAAAUCCAAAAAACUGAGUUCAUUCCUUUAAUUUUUUGGUUUGUAUCCAUGCUUUUAAGUAUUAAUUAUAAUAAUAAUGCUACGAUAGUCACAAUUUUUUUCUUA